Messenger RNA from Diatraea saccharalis (sugarcane borer), 2380 nucleotides. The record is from the annotation of a GenBank genome assembly. NCBI's taxonomy places the organism in Eukaryota, Metazoa, Arthropoda, Insecta, Lepidoptera, Crambidae.
AAAGACAACCCCCUCUGCGAUUGUGGCAUUGAGGAAGGAACUACGGAUCAUAUUUUAUUUAAUUGUCCAUAUUUUUCCUUUAUGUAUAAGAUAUAUCUUGAGUAUGGAGAAUCCCAGCCCAUUCAAAAUUCCUUGCAAUCAAUAAUAGUCUUAAUUUAUAAAUAUCUUUGUUUUCUAUAUACAUUCUAUUUGUAUUGUCUUUAACAAUGUAAUCAGACAGCUUUAUUAUUUUAUUUAAAUUCAAAAUUGUCAUCAAUUCAAUUGGCCCAAUUGAACUUUAUAAAUAAUUGAAGUUUGGUUGACAUUAUGACUGUCGUUAUUGUCAAUGUCAACUAUACAAUUUUGAAAUCUAAUGUCAUUGCGCUGCGUCAGUUUCUCAAGAGGCACCAGUGUUCUCGCGUUUUUUUUAGAUUUCUCAAUGAGAAAUCAUUGAUUUUACCUAAUAAUGGGUACCAUAUAUAAAUUAAGAAGCUUAAAUUAACGCUCAAAAUCACAAAUGGCUGCGGAGUCGCUCCUAAAAACGAGCAAACAUAUUAAAUAUACAUCGUAUAGAAAUAUCAUCUAUCAUAGGUUUUUCGUUGGCCUUUUAUUGUUUAUUGUGCUAUCUUUAGUGUUUACAGUGUUAUUUAAUGUUUUUUCGGGUAGUUCAUCACGGACAGACUUCCAUGAACCUGUAAAUUUAGAUCCAUCGAGUGUUAAAGUGUUGCAACUUAGAAGAGAUUUGCCAAAAUCAGAGUCUCGCCUCUCAAACUGUACAUACUGGGAAUGCUUCAAUGUUUACAGGUGUGGAAGAGGCGGGCACGAUAAGAUUACAAUAUAUAUUUACCCAUUGAAAGAUUAUCAGACUGAAAAUGGACGACCUAUAUCACAGUUUUCUAAGGAAUUUUAUAUAAUAUUAGAUACUAUAAGACAUAGUAAAUAUUAUACACCAGACCCAGAAGAGGCGUGUUUGUUAGUUCCAAGUAUAGAUACAUUAAAUCAAAAUAGUUUCUCUAGUGAAUAUGUCGGAAGAGCUUUGCAAUCAUUACAAUAUUGGAACAAUGGUGAGAAUCAUAUCAUAUUCAAUAUGCUGCCUGGGAAGGCACCUAACUAUGAAUCUGUUAUCAACCUUAAUACAGGCAAAGCAAUUAUAGCAGGAGGGGGGUUCAAUACAUGGUCAUUUAGAUAUGGUUUUGAUGUGUCAAUACCAGUUUACAGUAAUAUCGCUGAAAAAAUUGAUAACUCUCAGCCCAAACAGAAAACCUACAUGGUAAUAUCAACCCAACUCAACAUACCUCAAAACUAUCUAGAACAACUUCAAAACAUUGCAUCGUCAUCAAAUGAUUUGCUGCUACUAGAUAGAUGUAAAUCAAACUCAGGUGGAGUUGAUUACACAAAACGUUGCGAGUACACAACAGGUAGAAUGUUUAAUUACCCUGAGAUAUUAAAAGAAGGAAUGUUUUGCUUGGUGAUACGAAGCGCCCGACUGACUCAAGCUGUCCUUAUGGAUAUUUUAGCUUCGCAAUGCAUUCCAAUAGUUGUUGCAGACUCUGUUGUCAUGCCUUUCAACUCUCACGUGGAUUGGAAUAAACUUUCAUUGAGUUUACCUGAAGAUAAUCUCAAGAAUUUAUUAAAAAUAGUUCACUCAGUGAGUAAUGAGAGACGUGGAGAGUUGUAUUGGCAAUUGAGAUGGGUUUAUGAUAGAUAUUUUUCUAGUAUUGAGAAGAUAACAUUGACAACUUUAGAAAUUAUAAACGAAUACCUAUUUCCACUAUCAGCUAGAAUGUAUGAAAAUUGGAAUAUGCCUGAAUAUUUGGUAAGUAAUAUUUUUGUAAUGAUGUACAUAUAUAUUAAAAAUUAAUUUGCAGUAGAAUAUUAUUAAACCUCUCCCUAGGAUACCAGUAUUUUUUUAUAUAAUUGUUUAUAUCUAAAAUUUAUAUAAUAAUAAGUAACAACUAUUUAGUACUACAUUAAUAUUUACUUUUAUGUAAAUAAAAAAAAAACAUAAUAAACAAAUAGGAAAAAGAGUUAUGUAUGGUAUAGUGUGCACUAUAAUGUUUUAUGAAGAAUGUGUGUAAAGACAUAGUUCCUAAAGAUUUUAUUUAUAAUCAAAAUUUGAAAUCUUGUUGUAAUUAUAAUUUUACUCAUGUAAGAUAGCUAAAAUAAUUUACUAUUAUAUAUAUCUAUUUCAAAUAUUAUAAUUGAAGAAACCACCAAAUCCUAUUUGUUUCUUGUUAUUUUGAAAAUUUCAACAAUAUUUUAUUUUUAUUCAUAAUGUGCACUGAGUAUGUGUUUUAUCUAGUGACUCACUUAUCAGUAUGGUUUGAUUAACUCUAAAUUGAGUAAUUGUCAAUAUGCUCGGUUUAGGCAAGCUUACUAUGGGUAUGCAAUGCACCCCAGG